ACCUGCACGCCGGUCCCCGCCAGCCCCCCUCCCCGUCUCUGCGCAGGCGCGCUGCCCACCGGGGCGCGCGGGAGGCCCGCGAGGCGCAUGCGCGUUGCGGGGCCCACGGCCGCUCUGGUUUCGCCGCUGCCGCCGUAGUCACCGUUGCCGCCUCCCUGCUGGCAAGUGUGGGAAGGAGGAGCUGAGGGCUGCCGCCGCCGUUGCCGCCAUGGGGAGGAAGUCGAGCAAAGCAAAGGAGAAGAAGCAGAAGCGGUUGGAGGAGCGAGCAGCCAUGGAUGCUGUCUGUGCCAAAGUGGAUGCCGCCAACAGGCUUGGAGACCCCUUGGAGGCUUUCCCAGUGUUCAAGAAAUAUGAUCGGAAUGGGUUAAAUGUCUCCAUCGAAUGUAAGCGAGUGUCGGGACUGGAGCCAGCCACCGUGGAUUGGGCCUUUGACCUGACAAAAACCAACAUGCAGACCAUGUAUGAGCAGAGCGAGUGGGGCUGGAAGGACCGAGAGAAACGGGAAGAAAUGACAGACGACCGAGCCUGGUACCUCAUUGCUUGGGAAAACAGUUCCGUCCCCGUUGCCUUUUCUCAUUUCCGGUUUGACGUGGAGUGCGGGGAUGAAGUCUUGUACUGCUAUGAAGUGCAAUUGGAAAGCAAGGUGCGGCGGAAAGGCCUCGGGAAGUUCCUCAUACAGAUCCUGCAGCUCAUGGCCAAUAGCACACAGAUGAAGAAAGUUAUGCUAACGGUAUUUAAGCACAAUCAUGGUGCCUACCAGUUCUUCAGAGAAGCGCUGCAAUUCGAAAUCGAUGACUCUUCCCCCAGCAUGUCCGGUUGCUGUGGGGAGGACUGCUCCUACGAGAUCCUGAGCCGGAGGACCAAAUUCGGGGACAGUCAGCACUCCCAUGCGGGCGGGCACUGUGGUGGCUGCUGCCACUGAGCUCCCAAGCCAGAACGCUCUCUCCAAGGCCUGUUCUCCUCCCUCGUCUCACGCCGCUUGCCAGGUGCCCUCAGCUGUGGCCUCCUCAGCCCUGCACGUGCCAGGCUGCACCCUGAGGGCAUGGAACCCCAAGGAGGAGCAGCCCGAGCUGUCCCUCCUCCUGGCUCCUAGAGGAGCAGAGUGCCAGGAGGGAGCACAGAGCGCGGGAUGCUGAGGGCAGGGCUGGCGCAGGCCCGGGCAUGAAGCCGUCCGCAUGCUCUGCUCUUGCGUCCUGGAGCGUAAGAUUCCCCGACUUCUCUGUAGCUGGAUUCCUGACAAGCCCCUCCAUCCCCCUGCCACAUGCUUGGACAAAUGGGGUGUUUGUGCCCACUGUUAUGGAAGUCCUAGAGCCCCGAGUCGGGUCUGGCCAGUCCCCGGAGAGGAAUGGACUGGGUGUAAGGUCUGGGCGUAGAGCGAGGCUUCAGAGAGACUCGUGCUUUGUGGACGGAACGUGCUGAUGGAGACCGUGGGAAGGUCUUUUGUGCCAUGACCCAGGGAAGCAAGAGUGCUCUUUCUAGCUUUUAUGGGUCCACAGUUAGAGAGGAGUCGUUCCAGGAGACCAGCUGACUCUGGAAGAAGGCUGACCCCUCUCCAUUGCUAUCAGUGAGAGAGGGGCUGAGAGGACCAGGAACAAGGUGUCGAAUGCGGCCUGCGUGCGGACAGUUGCUUCUUUGGGCUUUUGGACUUCGCCGCAUUCUAAGCUGAACCUCUUGAUCUCAUGGCAGUGACUUGAGUUUUCAUUCAUAGAAAAAACCAGAGGUCCUGCCUCUUCCUCUCCAUCAUCCUUUCCCUGCGUCUCACCCCCACCCCAGAUACCUCUGUCCUUACUCUCAAGGGGGGAAUAACAUCAGGGAGCCCAUCGUCUUCCCCCAGAAGGACCCCUCAUUCCUGGCAUAUUCAGUGCUGUUUCCGCGCGUAUCUUGGUGCUGAUAGCUCUCUGCAGAUGGGGCGCCCCUCUCCAGAGAGCCCCCAGCCAGCAGCAGGCCCUCUGCCUGCACUCCCCAGCCUCACCCCCCGCUGCCUCAGUGAGGCGCUAGAGCCACUGCCCUGGCCAGCAGCUCAGGCUGCAGCAGAAACGCCUAGGUGGCCAAUCAGCUGCUUCCCUCUCUCUGGACUCGCCCUACGGCAGUGGGGUGGAGCCAGGGUGGGGCGGGGGCUUCCUUUUCUCACAAGACAGAGGGUGCAGGGUCAGAGCUUCCACUUGUCCUGAUCUCUAGGCCUUGUUCCCCCUCCAGGGAAAAAAUGACCAAAUCCUUAUCCAGGAAAAAGCACCUAACGCCUCCCCCAGACAUCCUGGAGCUCCGCUUUCAGGAGUGUCUCAAAGUUCUCGCCUUUGUGAAGUUGCUGUCGUGGCGGUCUUCCGGGCCGUCUGACCUCAGAGUCUGCCCACAGCCCGCCUCUGCCCUGACUCGGGCAUCUGUGCUGGCGGAUCUCCCCGGGGCCGACCUCGCUUCUCCCCUGGGUCCCUGCUUGUGUCGGGGACUAUGCACACAGCCUCCUUCACCUGGCCCAGCCCCUGCUGAGUGCCCCCCGUUGCUCUUGACCCCACCAGCUGUGGCAUGGGUCACUCCCUUGGAGAGGGCCCUGCAGCUUUACACUGGAAUAAGCCCACCUGUGCCCUUGUCCUACUGGCUCCCAGGGACUUUACUCGAAAGGGAGAGUUUCAGUUUUUGAGAGGGCAUCGGUGGGCUCCUUCCAACAAUCAUGGAACGACAGGCAUGUUCAGGAAGAGUGUUUCCUCUGAUCCUGGCUUCUCAAAGGAUACAGAAUGAUAACUAUUUAUUGUCUUAGAUCAUGGAUUUCUGAUCCCUCCCACUCAAGGGGACCAAAAGGAACUCCCAGUGUAAGUCCCACGUAAGGUGAGUGCAGUGCAUGUUGUCUCUUUUCCAGUCAUUGGACAGCUGACUCCCAGCCCAUGGAUGGCUGGGUGCUUGAUGCCACGCCCUGCUCAGCCUGCCGCGCCGGCCACUUUGGAAGGGCUGCCCAGGAGGUCAGGGCUGGGGCGGGCAAGGCGCUGCCUGAGACCAGCGUGUCGCUCUUGUCCGUGUUGAGUCCAUUGUUCUCAGCCGUCAGUCUCUCCCCACUUCUCCAGGUCUUGGUUUUGAGAAACAUCGCCGGCCUUCGCCAGGCUUUUUUAUUGUUUGUGUGGGGCACAUUAAAAUAUUUUUUGAUUCUUUUCCUUAGUUAUAUUCACUCUAUUUCAGGUUAUUUUUGUUGAUGUCAAAUGUGCACAUGACGUGUAUGGUUCUUUUUAACCCUUUGUGGUUUUUAGAGGAAACUUUGAAGAUAAACUCCCUGAUAUAUAUUUUUUCUUUAGCAACUUGUUAUCACUGGAAUCAAAGGGAAAACGUGAUCUCAUUUUGCAUUGGUUGUAUUUGUACGUCACAAAUAAAAGAUACUUUGUUCA
Messenger RNA from Pteropus alecto (black flying fox), 3368 nucleotides. It is a transcript of the gene NAA40, whose product is annotated as N(alpha)-acetyltransferase 40, NatD catalytic subunit. The transcript is spliced from 8 exons. The coding region runs from base 209 to 922 and encodes 237 amino acids. The record is from RefSeq and is a predicted model, not a curated record. Gene Ontology annotation, molecular function: histone H4 acetyltransferase activity; protein N-terminal-serine acetyltransferase activity; histone H2A acetyltransferase activity. NCBI's taxonomy places the organism in Eukaryota, Metazoa, Chordata, Mammalia, Chiroptera, Pteropodidae. Gene Ontology annotation, cellular component: nucleus.